Molecule: messenger RNA, 171 nt
Organism: Lachancea dasiensis
Lineage: Eukaryota; Fungi; Ascomycota; Saccharomycetes; Saccharomycetales; Saccharomycetaceae
Source: the annotation of a GenBank genome assembly
AUGCGAUGUUUGCAAGGCCCAAUCCUCUUCUGCCAAGCUCAGCAGCCGGACAGAGAGGACUUAAAUUCUUGUUACCAUAGUGGGGAGUAUUUGUGCCAGCCCCAUCCCAAUCUAGAUUACAUCGCCCUUGCUAGCAAAACCAUGCUUAGCGAUGUUGGAUCAACGACCUAG